Malaclemys terrapin pileata is the source of this 2180-nucleotide messenger RNA. RefSeq names its product dynein axonemal assembly factor 1 (gene DNAAF1). The record is from RefSeq and is a predicted model, not a curated record. Bases 1 to 2145 code for a protein of 714 amino acids. Gene Ontology annotation, biological process: cilium assembly. NCBI's taxonomy places the organism in Eukaryota, Metazoa, Chordata, Testudines, Emydidae. The transcript is spliced from 14 exons. Gene Ontology annotation, molecular function: dynein complex binding; protein binding. Gene Ontology annotation, cellular component: axoneme.
AUGCACAGUGAAGGAGAAAGAGAGAAGGGAAUCAAAGAGGAUGUUAAUGAGCAAGAUAUGUCACAAGAGUCUCCAAGUGAUUGCAGAAAUGGAGAUAUCCAGACAAACAAUGAAAAUAGUCUUGUAAAAACAGAACUACAGUCCCAAUCACAAGAUGUAGAGCCAGAGGCUGAAGAGGGAAUCAAAGAUGAUGUGACUGUACAAAGGAAGUCAGAAGAGAUUUUGAAUGAUUACAGUACUGGAGAUACCAUGAUAGAUGUAAAAACAGAAGAUACUAAAUCUGAAGAGAAAACCGUACACACUGUGUCCAAAACAUAUCAACAUAAUGAGCAGCAGUCAAGUGGUGAUCAUAAACCAGUGACCAACUCAUCCAGUCACAAGGCAGAAGAAAACAAAGGUUGCCUUCGAAUGACGAAAAAGCUCCUGCGAGACAUCUGCAAACAGCAAAAAUUAUACAUGACCCCAUGUUUGAAUGACACACUAUAUUUACAUUAUAAAGGAUUUGACCGCCUUGAGAAUCUUGAAGAGUAUACAGGAUUAAAGUGUCUAUGGCUUGAAUGCAAUGGUUUAACAAAAAUUGAGAACCUGGAGGCUCAGACAGAGUUGCGCUGCCUCUACUUGCACCUCAAUUUAAUUAAUAAAAUUGAAAACCUGGAACCCCUGCAAAAGCUGGAUUCACUCAACCUCAGUAACAAUUAUAUCAAGAUCAUUGAAAACCUCUCUUGUCUGACAGUUCUGCACACUCUGCAGAUUGCUCACAAUAAGUUACAAACAGUGGAAGACAUACAGCACUUGCAGGAGUGCCCAACUAUCUGUGUCCUUGACCUUUCUCACAACAAGUUAGAUGAUCCAAAUAUUCUAAAUAUCCUGGAGACCAUGCCUGAUUUGCGUGUGCUGAAUUUGAUGGGAAAUGAAGUGAUUAAGAAAAUUCCUAAUUAUAGAAGGACACUUACUAUUCGACUAAAACAGUUAACAUACCUGGAUGAUAGGCCAGUUUUUCCAAAGGACAGAGCCUGUGCAGAAGCCUGGGCCAUGGGCGGGCGUGAAGCAGAGAAGAGUGAAAGGGAAAAAUGGGAGACCAGAGAGAGAAAGAAGAUCCAAGACAGCAUUGAUGCGCUAACAGCGAUCAGGCGAAAAGCUGAAGAGAAGAAAAGACAAAGGGAAAAGGAAGAAAGAGAGAUACUUAGAAAGUGUGAGAAUAGAGGCACAACAGAGGCCCAGGAAGGAGAGGUUCCACCCACAAGUUACAGCAGCGAUGUGAGUAACAAUACUUCAGGGAUUUCAAAUGCUUCUGAAGAGACAGAAACUCAGAAGAUUAAGAAAUUUGUAAAUGAAAGCAUGGAGGCCCAUGAUGAAGUUUUAGCUGAAACAUCAAGUAAAGAAGAUCUGGAUAGCCUGCAUACUAACGUUACCGGUAACAUUCAGAAGGAUGGGCAAGAAGCUAAUUCUCACAAAUGCCCAAAUUUCAGUACUAAUGAAGAAGCGAUACUAGUAGGGAAUAUGGCUACCGAAGGUGCCCUGGUUACUGAACUGGAUGAGUCUGCAGAAACAGAGCAAAUUAAACUGGAGAUACCAGAGAAGCUUUUCAUUGAUGAACUGCCUGAUUUAGAAGAUGUGGAUGUUAGUGAAUUCUCACCAGUAGAGGAAAACUCAAUCAGAAAGCAAGCAUGUCAUCCAAAGAUUGAAAUCAUUUCUGAAGUGAGUGAUGACAAGGACUCUGCAUCAGAGGAAAACAAAACCUUAUUUGGGAACUCAAUAACAGAAGAGAUCCCAACAACCAUCUUUUCAAAUAUAUGUAAGGUACCUGAAGACAGUGAAAGGGAAACCACAAGACUCCUUGUAGAAGGUUUAGCAGAGCCUUGGAGUCCAGAGAGCGACUUAGAGAUCAAAGUUAAAGCCAAACCUUUGAAACCAUUGAUACAAGAGAUUAUUGCUGAACCAAUAGAUGAGAUACUGACAUCAGCAGCCUACAAUAAAGUGGAUAACCUAACCCCAGAGGAAUUGGACAACAAAGACAGUCACAUUAAACCCUCCUGCCCUGAGAAUAGCACUGCGGACAAAACAGUGCAGUGUCUGGCAGAAAAUGGAGGAUCCCCUCAUAAACCACAAGAAGAUAACGAGGACAUCGAAUAUGGAUUAGAUUAAGUGAUGAAUAAAAAUGGACCAAAUCUGGAAUAUAC